AUGCGAGAAAACAUCGAUUUGAUAAUAGCUUGUCGUGAAGAUCUGAACAUUCCGAGCUCUAAUCGAUAUUUAUUUGCGAGACCUAACACGGAAGAACCUUUUGAUGGUGGCAAAUGUCUGGAAAAGAUCAAAAAGUAUUGCAAUUUGAAAAGACCUGAAAUGCUGACUUCUACUGGCAUGAGACAUCACAUAGCAACCAUGUCACAGAUACAUUCAAAACAAAACGAUCAGUACACAGAGCAUCUGGCAGGGUUUUUAGGACAUGAUUUAACAGUUCACGCAAAAAAUUACAGAUUGCCUAUGCAGGUCUUACAAAAAGCGGUUGUUGGGACGCAAUUGAUAGAGUAUGAAAAUACAAUUAGAUCACAAAAUUAG
Parnassius apollo (apollo) is the source of this 375-nucleotide messenger RNA. The record is from the annotation of a GenBank genome assembly. Lineage: Eukaryota; Metazoa; Arthropoda; Insecta; Lepidoptera; Papilionidae.